Messenger RNA from Papilio polytes (common Mormon), 1215 nucleotides. RefSeq names its product DNA repair protein RAD51 homolog 3-like. The record is from RefSeq and is a predicted model, not a curated record. The transcript has 7 exons. Bases 297 to 1097 code for a protein of 266 amino acids. Gene Ontology annotation, cellular component: Rad51C-XRCC3 complex; replication fork; Rad51B-Rad51C-Rad51D-XRCC2 complex. Gene Ontology annotation, molecular function: four-way junction DNA binding; ATP-dependent DNA damage sensor activity; ATP binding. Lineage: Eukaryota; Metazoa; Arthropoda; Insecta; Lepidoptera; Papilionidae. Gene Ontology annotation, biological process: reciprocal meiotic recombination; DNA repair; meiotic DNA recombinase assembly.
AUGUUUACUUUAUUCAGAAUAUUAUAUCAAUUUACAACAAAAGAAAGGAACUAACUAUUCCCUCAAUGGAAGAAUCGAAAAAAGACCUCGUUGACUUUGAAUAAAAAAGUCAUUUGAUUUGAAUGAAGUAACUAGUGGUGGCUGAAUGACUAAAACACUUUUUUUACUUAUUGCGAAGCCUAAAAAGAAUAAAGGAAAGUUUUAGAAGUUCGCAAAUUCAAAAAGUCUUAUAUUAAUUUGCCAAUUGUUUACUUGCUGUUUUUUUUUCUGAUGACAAACUAUUAAAAUAUCUUCAAAUGGAUACUGGCUAUAAAAUAUUCAAUUCCACAGAAAUAUGGAAACGAGAAACUAGUUUACCUUCAAUUCCGACGUUUAGUCAAAAACUAGAUAAUAUUUUAGGAACUGAUGGAAUUCCAUUAGGAUCUAUAACUGAAUUACUAGGAUUACCUGGAACAGGUAAAACACAAAUUUGUUUACAACUAUGUGCCGCAGUGCAGGUUCCGGAAGCACUUGGAGGACUGAAUGCAAAGGCCUUGUACAUUGAUACAAACACCAAUUUUGUACUUAAAAGAUUUACAGAAAUUCUCUCAGCAACAUUAACAAAAUGUCAUAAGCUUCUUGAAGAAUGUAACAUGAGUGAAGAAGAAGCAUUGAAAAAUGUACAUUAUGUUGGUGCAUUUGGCUUGGAAAAGUUCUGCGCCUUCAUGUAUCAGUUACCUAAAUUCCUUGCUGAAGAAAAUAAUAUAAGGCUAAUAAUAAUAGAUUCGAUAGCAUUUCCAUUCAAAGAUGGUAUAACAGCAAAACAAAGAACUGGCUUGUUGUUCAGGCAAAUGGCAGAACUGCAGAGACUUGCCGUUGAAAGACAAAUAGCAGUAGUUUUAACAAAUGAGAUGAGUACAAGAGUGGGUCUAUCAAGUGGGGCAGUUGUAGGCGCGCUGGGGGACGCCUGGGCUCAUAGAUGUAAUACUAGACUUCUUCUCUCCGCCCCUGAUGACCCUGCUGGUGAUAGACUGGCAUUGCUACUCAAGAGUAAUAUCUCUCCAGAAGCUGUUGCACCUUUCAAGAUAACAUCAGACGGGAUAAGGGAUGUUAAUUGAAACACAUCUUGAACAUACAUAGUUUUAUUAAUCAAUUGUAAAUAUCAUAAACAAAACUACAGCACCAAUAAAUAUAUCUCAUUUUCACAAAAUAUCAAGCUUUUUAUUCUAAAACCAU